AAAAAUCCCAAUAUGUGUAAAUUAAUUGGUUUACGUGAAAGUUAUAGCGUCUACAAAUGGCGGGAAAGAUACUGGGAUUUUUUUUUUUCAUACUAACUUAUGGCGUGAUCAGUGACUUAGGGUGGGACUGCGGCGGACAUUCUGACACUGGGUGGGAACUGACUUGGGGUCACUGACAUCCCCAGUGACACCAAUACAGUGAUCAGUGCAAAAAAAACCACUGACACUGUACUAAUGGCACUGGGGAGGAAGGGGUUAACUUUU
Molecule: messenger RNA, 264 nt
Organism: Staurois parvus
Lineage: Eukaryota; Metazoa; Chordata; Amphibia; Anura; Ranidae
Source: the annotation of a GenBank genome assembly